GGCUCAGUAUGGAAGCGGAGCGGCUCCUCAGGUCCAUGUUGUUUAUUUUGGGGCUGUGUUCGGUGAAGACAAGUCAGACCUCAGCAUCAGUGAAUCCCUGCUGUUACUUCCCGUGUCAGAACAAGGCCGUGUGCGUCACUGUCAGUGAAGUCAGCUAUGAGUGCGAUUGCACGCGGACCGGUUACUAUGGAGUUAACUGCACGUCGCCUGAUUUCUGGAUGAGGAUCCAGAUCUUCCUGAAGCCGAAUCCCAACUUUACCCAUUACAUCCUGACUCGGUUCCAAUGGUUCUGGAAUAUUAUCAAUAACAUCCCGUUCAUCAGGGACAAGAUCAUGCAGCUGGUGUUAACAGUGCGGGGGAACCUGAUCCCCAGCCCUCCCACCUACAACUCAGACGCCGGGUACCUCAGUUGGGAAGCGUAUUUCAAUCUUAGCUACUACACUCGGUUACUCCCACCAGUGCCGAAGGGAUGUCCAACUCCGCUUGGGACACGAGGAAACAAGGAGUUUCCUGACGCGAAACUUCUAGCCGAGAAGUUUCUGUUGCGGAAGAAGUUUAUUCCAAAUGUUCGAGGGUCCAACCUGAUGUUUGCGUUCUUCGCCCAGCACUUCACCCACCAGUUCUUCAGGACGGAUUUUAACCGAGGCCCUGGGUUCACCAAGGCUCUUGGCCACGGGGUGGAUCUGAGCCACAUCUACGGAGACACCCUGGAGAGGCAGCACCAACUGAGGCUGUUCAAAGAUGGCAAGCUCCGAUAUCAGGUGGUGAAGGGAGAUGUCUACCUACCCUCCGUGGAAGCCGUGCCCAUCAAAAUGAAGUACCCGAGGACGGUGCCAUCCAGCAGCCAGUUUGCUAUUGGCCAGGACCUGUUCGGCCUGAUCCCGGGUCUGAUGAUGUACGCUACCAUCUGGCUACGGGAGCACAACAGAGUCUGCGACAUCCUGAAACAGGAGCAUCCCACCUGGGGCGAUGAGCAGCUCUUCCAGACUGCCAGGCUCGUGCUCCUAGGGGAAACCAUCAAAAUAGUCAUUGAAGACUAUGUCCAGCAUUUGAGUGGUUAUUACUUCAAGUUGACGUUUAACCCUGAGCUGCUGUUUCAUGGGAAUUUCCAGUACCAAAACCGGAUUGCGGUGGAGUUCAAUCACCUGUAUCACUGGCACCCGCUCAUGCCUGACACCUUCCUCGUACAAGGCAAUGAGUUCAGCUACGAAGACUUUCUAUUCAACACCUCGGUCCUGCUUGAGUACGGGCUGGAGGGCUUAGUGGAGUCGUUUAGCAAACAGAAGGCAGGUCAGAUUGGUGGAGGCAAGAAUAUCCACCACAAGGUCCUGCAUGUGGCAAUCAGAGUCAUCGAGCAAGGAAGACAACUGCGGUUUCAGUCCUUCAAUGAAUACAGAAAGAGGUUUGACCUGGUGCCCUACACAUCCUUCCAGCAACUGACAGGGGAAACGGAAAUGGCGGGGGAGCUGGAGGCACUGUAUGGUGACAUUGACGCUUUGGAAUUUUACCCUGGGCUCCUGUUGGAAAUUCCGCAGGAAAACGCAUUAUUCGGGGAAAGCAUGGUGGAAAUGGGGGCUCCCUUCUCCCUCAAGGGGCUGAUGGGAAAUCCUCUCUGUUCUCCCCAAUAUUGGAAGCCAAGUACGUUCGGAGGGAAGACGGGAUUUGACAUCGUCAACACGGCAUCCAUUGAGAAGCUGGUUUGUCUCAACCUAAAGAGGUGUCCUUACGUGGCUUUCCAGGUGCCCGACACUGUAGACGGUGAACUGGAGAUGAAGGAAAGGGAGCCUUCGUCCGAGCUGUAGUGUAAUUGGGAAGGUUUGGAGGGAGGGGAGCAAGAUAUUGGGGGUUUGGGUGAAAGUGCUGUGUGGGGGCUUUGCACUCCACCUAUUUCUUUUUUUUUUUUAGCGACUAAAAAGGGUUAACUUACAAUGGGAUUAAUUUUCUUAACGAGGAGUCUCGGGUUGCGAUACUGGAGGGAGGGGCUGAAUCGCCUUCCGGUAACUGGAGAGGACGUCACGCCAAUCCACAGGAAGCUCCGACUCCGACCAAAUUGGACUUGAGGUACAGAUCGGCCAUGAUCCAAAAGAAUGAUGGAACAGGUUCGAUGGGCUGAAUGGCCUCCUCCUGUUCCUUAGACUCCCAACUGCUUCCGGAGCGGAGCUUCAUGGGGUUUGGGGGGGGAAUUCUUAAAAGGGGAUCACGUUCAGAAAUAGAGCAAAUUAAACCGACACGUCCACACACGCACACCAUUUCCUGGGCUUAGCAAUCACACAGGAUAACAGCACACUGACCUGUUGAGUUGGUUCUUGCACCAGGAGUGGAAUCGAUGUUUAGGCUUUACUUUACAAAGAGGCUACAGUGACACUUGAGUUUAAGCACUCCUGGGAACUACCUCACGUGAAGGGCGCUAUAUAAAUGCAAGUUGUUGUCAAGUUAGAUUUCAAAUGGCCUUUGCACUGGUUUUGAGACUUUACUGGGGUUGUCUCUGAGAUUCAAAGCCUGUUAUGUUAUAUAUAUAUAAAAAAAAGUAAUCCAUCUACUUUGGAUACUUUUUAAUGCGUUAAUACUAAUUGUAUUGUCAUAUAACCAGGAGCGGUGCCACGUUUAACCAGUUCACUAACUCGAAAAUUCCACGAUUUUAAUAGUGGAGCCUCGCUUUAAUUUCAGUAGAACCCUGGGCUCGGCAUUAGACAAGGAUGGGGGUUUAGUAUUUUUUUAUUUAUAUUAAGAAAAAUUGCUUCAGUAUCAAACUUUUAGUUACAAACCCCAGUUUUCUCAUUCCUGCGAGUUUGUUCCUUCAGUUAAAAGGUGAACAAAUAGUUCCCAUUCCGGUCACUAACUCCCUUAAGGGAAUACUUCCCGGUUUCUGUCGUGAACCUGCAAUCUGUGUCCAAUUCCAAUGUCUCGCAACCUUCGCUGUUUGGCUCCCCUUCUCUUCUGACGCUUACGCCUUAAUGCAUUUUUUCACGCAUGUGGUUGGCGGGAAAUCUUAAAAUUGUUCUGCUUUGUUAAACCUUCUUCAUCGGCCGAUAACCAAUAAAAAAAAAUUCUCUCUUA
Messenger RNA from Callorhinchus milii (elephant shark), 3057 nucleotides. RefSeq names its product prostaglandin G/H synthase 1. Gene Ontology annotation, cellular component: neuron projection; cytoplasm. Gene Ontology annotation, biological process: cyclooxygenase pathway; response to oxidative stress. NCBI's taxonomy places the organism in Eukaryota, Metazoa, Chordata, Chondrichthyes, Chimaeriformes, Callorhinchidae. The record is from RefSeq and is a predicted model, not a curated record. Bases 9 to 1802 code for a protein of 597 amino acids. The transcript has 11 exons. Gene Ontology annotation, molecular function: prostaglandin-endoperoxide synthase activity; heme binding; peroxidase activity.